Gregarina niphandrodes is the source of this 453-nucleotide messenger RNA. RefSeq lists its product as hypothetical. The transcript has 2 exons. The record is from RefSeq and is a predicted model, not a curated record. NCBI's taxonomy places the organism in Eukaryota, Apicomplexa, Conoidasida, Eugregarinorida, Gregarinidae. Bases 1 to 453 code for a protein of 150 amino acids.
AUGGAUCAAUGGUUUGAAUUUAUAGAGGCUCUGAACGCUAAGACGGAGGAAAUUCGGAAUGCAAAGGUGGAGGUCGCCGAGACAACGCCUUCUCCAAUAACAGAAAAUAACCAGGUCGACUCCGAAGAAUCUGAGAAAGCUCUGCCGAGCGACGAUGAUGAUGACGAAAUUGUGGAGCUUUCCAGUGAGGAUGAGAAAGGCACGUUCAAUGGUAUAAAUCCGAUCGUCAUAAAAGGUAGUGCCAAGUCGUUUGAAACAAAAUUUAAAAAGAGACUUCAGCAAGCGGCAGAAGAAGCAAAUGAAAAACGCAAGAAACGACGACUAAGAAAAAGAUUAAUGUGGUUGCGGAAUCAGAACGUGAGGACUGAGGAACCCCAAAUGGAUGAGUAUGAGCGUCAUAUAUACACACUAGCUAAGCAAGGGGCUGUGGCAUUCUACGCAGCCAGUAGCUGA